Molecule: messenger RNA, 23104 nt
Organism: Pocillopora meandrina
Lineage: Eukaryota; Metazoa; Cnidaria; Anthozoa; Scleractinia; Pocilloporidae
Source: the annotation of a GenBank genome assembly
AUGCAGCCGAGUUAUAAACCGUUCAAAGGGAAUCUCGUUCGAACGGUCGAUUUAUACCGACGGACUGGCGGAUUUGGUUUCACGCUGUCAAGCCAGGGACCAUGUGUACUCAGCUGUAUUAUAGCUGGAAGUCCCGCUCACAGGGCAGGCCUGAAACCAGGUGACGAGAUAAUCGAAGUUAAUGGGGCUUCCGUGGAAAAUGCUCCGCAUGAACAAGUUGUCAAACUCAUUGCGCGCUCUCCGGAUGGGAUGGUUCAACUUGGGGUUCGUAACCGGUCAGAAUUGCAAAGGUUUAGAAUGAACGAAACGAAAAUCAAUGCGGAAAAUCAAGAAGAAACAGUGAUAAACGAAACGAUAUUGAAUCGAGUUGAUAAAGUCGUUGAGGAAUUGAAAUCAGGUCAACUAUUCGGGGAUUCGCCGUCGCUAAACAGUUCUUUAUCCAACGGAAAAUUUAUAUCUGAAGAUGAUAUCGUUACGGAUGAAGAAUUAAAAGCUUCUUUUUGUGAAAGUAUUAGGUCUGAAAGCUCUGUUCCUGGUUCCUCUCCUGCUCAGAGUUACGCGAGUAGCAGGCGAUCUAGCGAGGGAGAUGUUGCGUCAAAUAGUUCAUCAUCUCCGAUGUUAUCUCGACUCCUUUAUCCUAAAAUGACGCCGUUGAAAGGUUGUGAUCAGGCAGAUAUCGACCUAGAACCGGAACUUCGAUCUAUUGUAGGCUAUUUAGGUUCUAUUGAACUGCCCGCAGCGUCAAGUCUUCCAGCCGCAAGUCUGAGUGCAAUAAGAAAUUGUGUUCGACGCCUUCGAGCACAACAAAAAGUUCAUGUGUUUUUUCUCAUGGAAGUCUCUUUAAUCGGGAUAAAACUCUUGGAUAACGAGAAGAGAGCUGUUGUUACGUACCCCAUUAAGUCCUUGGCAUUUACUGGACUCUGCUCUGACGAUAAAAGAGUGUUUGGUAUAGUCACCAGAAAAACUAAUGAACCAUCUGCAGAUAAGUUCAAUAAUGCCUCCAGUAACUGGCAGGUUCAAAAUAAUCACAAAACUGACAUCCAAAGCACUGUAAAUUGUUCUUGUCAUGUUUUCUCAGUGAAUCCAGAGCUCAAUUCUCAUCAAGCUCAUCAGCAUCUUGCUGAUAAGUAUGGAAUACAAUGUACCGAGGAUGCGAAGGGAGGUUGUACUGAAUUUCCUGCCUCUUCUAGCCCUGUCCUGAAAGCCAUCACUGGCAUGUUCAAGGAGAGAACAGGGUCAGAGUCUGGUGGAGCAAGCAGUGAUGGUGAAAGAAGGGGACGGUCUUUGUCAUUAUCUUCUAGCCAAUCAGAGUCAGAUGGGGUAUUCCGACAACCAUUUGAUGAUGAGAACUCGACAAGUGAACCUCCAACAGUUAAUUUUAUUACCAGUCACAUGGUAAAUGGAUUGCCACUGGAUAUUGAUUCUUUUCAGAUGCAAGAACAGACCACACAAAAUGACUCAAAACCUCUGAAAAGAGUGGACCAGCAAGGGUUGCAUGAAGCUGUUACAUCAUUUAAUGAACAGUUUAAAAAUACAGAGCGAAAUGAUUCAGGUGUUGGUUCUGAUUCCUUUCCUGAAGCUGUGAAUAAUGUUUCAACUUCACAGGGUGAUAACUUGAGCCGACCUGCUCCUCCUGUGGUGAAUGUGUCCUCAUUUCAUUCUCGUGAGAGUUCAGCUGAUUCUCAAAUGUCCUUGGGGUCACACCACAGUUCACUAGCUGGUACUUUAACUGAAGUUGGAAUAGCUGGUAAAUCUCAGCAUAGUUCACAAAUUGGACCAGUUGGAACAAAGGAUCCAUCUCUAAGUAACUCUCAAGAGGUGAGUGAAACCUUUGUACCAUGCCAUUUCACCCUUUAGCCCUUUAAACCCUAGGAGAGAUCAGCAUCUAAAUUCUCCUUGCAGUAAUACUGCUGAAUCAUUCAUUAAUAUUACAAGAAUAAAGGAAAUGAUCAUCAACCUAAGAUGCUUUGAUUGUAAAACAAAUUCUCCCUGUUCAGGCCAAAGGAAACUUAUAGAGAAGAGUUUGGGGAAUAUUGAUACUGAUGUUAGGAUGUAAAGAGUUAACUCCAUUAAACAGGUGUCCUAGAACAGAGAUACAUUUCAGCAAGAAUGAUAUUUUGAUAACAAAAGCAGCAACAACAGCAAAAAAAUUGUCUUAAUUUACCUGGAAAUGUGAGUCAAAGGAUCAAUAAAUUCAUGUGCUCUUAAAUCCUAUUUGGUUUGAUCCUAUCAAGCUAGUUUUGCCUUUAUUGCCUCUAAAUGCUGAUUCUUACUUUUAGAUAUAAUUAAAAACAGGACAGGCAACUAUAGAGCAAUUGAGUGUUGAGAGAAUGUGAUUGCAUUCGUUUUGCUUUACUUUGGUCCUUGAUCUAGAUUUCUUGCACAACUCUCUCUACCAAUCAGGUGAUAAGCUAAAACCAGUCACAUGACUUGGUUGCCCACCUUCUCUGAUGAGCAUUGAAACAAAGAUCACUUUUCCUCCAAUGUCCUACAAUCCUAUAUAAUGACAUGCAAAAUAAUUUCUUUUGAGCGGAGUUUUAGGAACUUUUAGAGUAUCUAUCAUAAACUAAAGCAAAUUCCAUUGUACACACUUAUACUCAGAAGGUAAUUGAAUUAGACAAGACACAAAUUUGAUAAUUGUUUUUAUGUGGUUGCAUGAAAUUGAGUUACAUUCAUUCAGAGCACAAGUUUUUCUCAGUUUUUUUUUAACCUUAAAAUAGAUAAGCAUUGGUGUUUUGUAAAAUUUGUCUAAAAAUAUUUAUUUCACAGUGAAUAUCUUCUCCUUAGCUUUGUUUUAUCAGUGUCUAACUUUGAAUUGUUAUAGGAAAAAUGAAAAAGAUAAAUUUGGAGAUCAAGUGAAGAUACUUUAUAUCAAUUUAAAAAUACAUUUUCAAUGAGGAAGACAUUAUUUUUCAGGAAGUUAAGAGUCGCCAUGGAACACGUUUUUGUUUUGGUUAUAGAUCAGAUCUUACUGAUGCAAUGUAAUAUCACUUUUAUAUACAUUGAUUUUUUUAUUUAUGAUUAACGCUGCUAGAAUUUUUUCUUUCUUGACUUUUUAAAUUGAAUUAGUAAGUAUUUAACAAUAGUCCUCCUUUAAAGGAAUUAAGAGAGUUCUCAUUUGGUGAGAGAAAGAAAUAUAAUUUGUGUUUAUUCAUGUACAUACAGUGUAUAACAGCUUGUUAGAUUCUUCUAUCUUGAAUAUGCAGUAGCCUCAAAGAUAAGCAAAAUUCAAGAUCAAAACUAGAAAAAUAAGCAGUAAAUAUGGCAGGUAUAUAUAGUGGAAAAUUACAGGGUAAUCAAUAUUUAAUUACCUUUGCCUUGAUGCACAAUGUUUAUCUUGAAAAGGUUGCAGGCUAUAAUGCUGAACAAUUUUGUUUAGACUUCUUGCGAGUCAGAAAAAUUGAUUUAAGACAACUUUUGGUUUUCAGUCCUCUUUAUUGAAACUUCAUACAUGAAGUACUAGAAUUAGGUUAUUCAAACAAACCUCAGAUCUCAUGCCAUCAUUUCUUGUUUAUUUGGAUAUGUUUUGUGGACAAGUUCUUAUCAUAAUUAGGAUGUGGCAAUGAUCUUGAAUGUGAGGAAUGUAAACUAGUCAAAGACUAUUGAGUUCAGUUAAUAAAUAUUGGAGUAUAAUUCUAUAGAGGCAGUCGAUAUUUCACCGGUACUUCAGUUUUGAAAUUAAGAAGGAAUUUUGUUGACAUUUUGUGGAAGCCUUCACACAUCAGUACUUUUCAGGCUGUUUUGGUGAUCAUGUUUAUAUCAAGUCAUCUUUUUUCAAGGUAUUAAUCACUGAAGUCACUGAAGCAUUUAAUUAAUCCAUGGAUUCAUUUCAAUUUAAGGUUACAUUCCAUUGGGAGCUUCGUAAUGAAGUUUGUAAAAUUUAUUAUUAAGAUGUCAUUUACUAGUUUGCAUAACUGGGUCUAUAUGGAGCAACAUUUUUAAUAGUAUUCGUGGACUGAAUUUGUGUGUAUGAAGUGAUUUUGAAUAACUGGAAGUUGUGGAAGUGGUAUUCAAAGUAGGUGCUAUUUUAGGUCAGUUCCAUUGUUUUGAUUGUUGUGUCAUUGACAAUUACUUUUGUAAAACCAAUAUUCAGUUGUCUUGCAAACUUAAUAAUAGCUGUAGUUGUAUGUAGCUUUCUCUGUCAUCUCUAAAUCACUUCAGAAUUUGAAGCUGUGUUGGUGCCCUAACCUUUCAAUCUGUAAUGUGUUAAAACACAUUACUGUGCUUUUAAAGUGUUUAAGCUACUGAUCAUAGAAAUGUCUUAGAAGUUUUGAGCUCUCCUGUUUGUUAUGCAUGAUAAUGUUUCUUGCAAGAAAACUUUGUAAAGUGUCGAUUUUCUUAGACAAAUCUAAGUAAACAUGCUGAAGAAUAUCUUUCCUUGCAAUGUUGAAUUAAUUGAGACUGAGUUUGUUUUUCGGUUUCAAGUAUAUUCUCUGCAUACUUGUAGAGCAACCAAAUCUGAAGUUUUGCUUUGUAAACAUUAACCACGCGAUUGCAAACCUAGUGAUUGCACUAAAUUUGAAUUUUAAGCAGUCUUUAAGUGCUUUGAUGUGGCAGGAUAUACACUGUAGAUGAUACACUUAAAGUAUUUCAAGUUUAAUCACUAGAAACUAACUAGCAUAUUAUGGACAUUGGAGCUGUUCAUGAAGGUUCGAUACAAGUUUUUGUUAUGUUACAUGUACACCCUUAUUUUUAAAGCUGAGAGGUUUUAAUUAAUGUUUACUGUUUUUGAAUACUAGUUGUACAACUAUCUGAUUAAAAAGGUGCAAAGUACUAAGUUAAACAUAGAUUUGCAAGCUGUAGAGAAAAGGAUGAAAAACUUCCACAUUUUAGCAAAGUUUAAAUGCCACUUGCAAAACUUUCCUGAAGCUCAGAGGGAGAGCAUCAAAAUGAUGAUAGGAAAUUUUAGGGUUCUAAUUCUCAUGAAGAUUCUUGGCUUUUAAAUUUUAUGUCUUGAAGCAAUUAAUAUUGGAUAGGUGAAGAGGGUAUAAGAGGGGUAACUUAUUGAAAAGCCUCAGAAGGAAAAAAUGCAAUUCACCUUUUUCCCAGGUUUUUUUUCUUUUUUUUUUUUACAUCAGCCUACUACAUUUGCUAUACAGUUUGCAAAUGUAUUUCAUUGGUUAAAAACCCAUGGUAUAGAAAGUACUACAGGUUUUCUUUUAUGUGGCUUGUGACUUAUGUGUGACAUAUUCCAAUUGAUCUACAAAACUUCUACUAUUUUUUAUCUCGAGGAAGAUAAAGAUAAAUAAUUAGGGGUUUGAAGACUGUAGAUAAUUAGAAAAAGGGUUUGAAGACUGUGAUUUUCAACUUGGGGUUCAGAAUCGGUCAGUUGCAAAGGUUUAUGGUGUUGAAAAUCAAGAAGAAACAGUGAAAACGAAACUUUGAAUGAGCUUUUAUCUGCCUCAGGAAUUGAAGUCAGGUCAUGAUGGUAAUAAACAGUUCUUUAUCACUUAAAAUUUAUAUCUGAAGAUGAUAUCAUUACGGAUGAAGAAUUAAAAGCUUCUUUUGUUUAGGUCUGAAAGCUAUGGUUCCUCUCCUGCUCAGAGUAUUUAUUAGAGUAGUUAUCAAAAAGUUUUGUAAUCAACUCAACUUGUUUUUGCUUUUGUAAUUAACUAGAUGUUUUUAUGUUCUUUGUUUUUCAGUCUUUGGCAUAUUCAGAUAUAGGUAAGCCACAACAUUUGCUUGAUUGGUUUUUGUUUGAUUGUAAGUAGGAUUUUAAUGUGUUUUAAAAAUUGCCAAUUGUUUGGUAAAUGAAGACUAAAUUACCUCUGGAUUCAUAACGGUUGUAGAGUGGGGGGGAUUAAAUGUGAAGUGCUGGCUAGAAUUAAUUUGGUUGGCAAUUUAUAGCUCCAAAUCUAGUAUAAAAUCAUAGAGAGUAAAUGACUAAAAGUGUUUGAAUGAAAUUGAAACAAUUUUGUUUGAGACGAGUUUGAAUUUUGUCAUUCUGUAAGCAACCUAGUUAAGGUGAACACUGCAAACUUAGUUUUUUGUUUUAAGGAAGCUCACUGAGCGAGUCUGAGUGGUAGGAUAGCAGGGUUGUUGUGAAUUUUUCCAGAUGAUAAGCGGCCAUUGCUUGCUGAAUUUUCGUCACUUUUCUCUGUCAUAUGAAUAUUGCCUCUUUGAUUGACACAGUUGUAGGAGCAACCCAAAGCAGAAAGACGUUAAUUGCCAGUGCAAGUAUCAGUUCAAGCACUCCAAGUAUUCACAGUCUGAGUAGCAUGCCUGGAGAUAUGUCUCAGGUGGAUGGCAGAGUUGGACGAUGGGCUCUUGGGUUUGACAAGCUCAUGGAAGAUCCUGCUGGAUUGGGCUGUUUCAAGGUACACAUAUGCACAAAUAUGUUAUAUGAAAUAAUAAAUAGAUAUUUACACAAGUUGUAAAUAAAUUAAUAAAUAUGCAGCUUGCAUUUUAGCCUGGAGGGCAUCAAUGAGGUGGCUGUUUGUUAACUGCUCCCACUUGAAAUUGAAUUUAGUGUGUUUGUUUCUUGGAGGGUGAAAAAUGAAGAAGCCUCAAUCAGAGAAACCCUGGAAGCAAGUACAAAAACAAGCAGUUAACUCAAAGCUUAUUAUAUAAAGUUAGGUCUGGGAAUCACACCCAGGAAAGAAACUGCUAUGGGAGGGAAGAGUGGUCGCCACUAUGCUACAUGUAUCUAUUUUCCCUUUAUUUGACAUUUAUCCUCUGUUCCCUUCUGUUUGUAUCUCCUUUUUUUCUAUUCCCACCGACACAACAAAACACUUUUUGAUCUAAAACUUUCAAAAUGUCUUUGCAGGAAUUCUUGAAGAAAGAAUUUAGUGACGAAAACAUUGUUUUCUGGAUUGCUUGUGAAAACUUCAGGAAUAUCUCAGAUUUUGAAGAGGUAUGUAAGAAAGUCAUUCUGACAAAUAUCAACAAGGGACAUAAUUACAGUUGCUGAGAAACUUUAUUUGAAAUACUGCUAUUAUUAUGAAAAUUUCUCUUUUUUUCUCUUUUUUGUAUUUCUGUCCCUCUUUGACUUUUUAAUAUUUAGCUCAAACAAAGUAAGUCUGUGUGAUGAAUAGAGAGCAUAAUAAUUGUAAGGGAAGGGGGGGAAGGGAAUGGAAUUGUAUGAUGGGGGGAUGCACUCUGCUUCUCUGCAAUGAAUGCAUUGUGAUUCUCUUGAAACAUAAUUAUGUGCCAAAGGUUUUGAAAAUUUGUGGAAGAGUUGUGUGAUGUGUGUAAAAUUGACUUGGAUUUCUCAUUCCCCUCUACUAUUUGAUUAGUUCUGUCUAAUGACGUACAUUGGGAGGCAUAGUACCUUUCUGGGCUUGCUUUUUUGAACAUGCAGAUAUAGAAAAUGUUUGCACUUUAACAGGGUUGAAAAAAUUCUUUCCAAGUGGUUCGUGCAACAUGUGAUUGCUAGAAAUCAUGUGUGUGAUUGACCAGGGGAGGGAAGAGAAGUAUGUUUUUAUCAACCAGUAUUGUUUCCAAAAUGGAAAACUAAUAUGUAUGAGAGUGCAAGUGACCUAUGAAGUCCCAGUCAAAAUUUUUAUAGUAAGUUUGGUGUUUUCUUCUCUUAGCUGAAAAUGGAAGCAGAGAGCAUCUUCCACAAUCAUCUUACUGCAAAUGCUCCCCUGCCUGUCAACAUCGAUAGCUGUGCUGUCAGAGAUGCUGAGGAGCAACUGCAGAAUCCAAACAGUGAUAUGUUUCGCCUUCAACAGCAGCAGGUUAGAUGAGGCCUCUUGUUUUGUAGGUUAAGUGAAUAAAAACAGGUACAAACAUUAUUUGGUGAGGGCAGCAUGCAAAACUGACUAGCAUAGCUGCUAUAGAUAUAAGAGAAUACCUAAGGAAUAUUGUUACUGAUCUGGAAUGAGAUACUAGUACAUUACAAGUUCUCCCCGCAUUUUAUUUCUCUUGAUGACAACCAGCUUAGCCUAGCUUAGCUUAGCCUAGCUUCGUCCUCUUGGUGCAUCUAUGCACAUGACGCCUCAGCCAGAGAAUGCCAUUGAUUUCUGUUAGUUGUCAAUUUGCCCCCAUGUCCAGCCUCUGACCCUCAUUUCCCUUUCUACAACAAGCAGGUACCCUUUUAUACUUGGGUUUUGAACAGCACUGUGACAAGGAAGUGCUUUGCCCAAGAACAAAAUGCUAUAACCUGUUCAUUUGUGGUGCAGUAGAAGUUUGGUGUGCCUUUUAAACGAUGAUUCACAACAGCAUGAUAUUCAACAAUACUGCAAUUUUUUCUCUACAAAUUAGAGAGCUUUGUUGUUGAUGUUCAAUUUUGUUAACAGAAUUGCUGUACUUUAUGGUAUGUAUACCGAGAAAAGAAAUCAUGAUGGCUUACUGAUUUGUGAUAUGUUCAACAGGUCUAUACUCUCAUGAAAUUUGACAGUUAUCCUCGUUUUCUGAAGUCGGAUGUGUACAGACAGAGUCUUGUGGCUGAAAUGGAAAGAGGGCAUCUCCCUUGUGAAGACGGAGAAGAGGAGAGAGAAAUGAAAAGCAGAGGAAGCUUCUUUUGGAAGGUACAUCAUAGUGCUGUAGUCUUUAUGGUGGCCAGUUUACAUUAUCAACUCAGUUGAUAAUAUUAAAUUACCCUGUUAUUCUCUCUGAUGUUGCACCAUAGUUUCUUUGGAAACUUACCCCUUUAUCCCUUUUUUCUUGGUUUUUGGCUCAGUGUCAGGUUGGUACAAGUAUAAAUCAAACUAAAAUGCAAGACUUAGAAGACAGUGACAGGUUGGUUGGAGAAAAAACAUGUUGGAUAAAAAUUUUAUUUGCCUGAUUAUUAAGGUUUUGGGGAGUGUCCUUGGAACAUGGAAAAAAAGUUCCCAUUGAAAAUAAAAAUUUGCAGUACAUUUCCUACAUUUUAGAAUUGAAAAUCGGAAAAAAUAUAAUAGUGUACAAAGAUUAACUGAACUCUAUGAAGAUUAUUUAUAAAUCAUCUCCUUUCAAGUAAGCUACACUACAUAGAGAAGGACCAAUGCAAUACAGGAAAUGCUCCAAUGAGUGGGGAAGGCCUUGGCAUGUUUUGACUGCUUUUUAAAUUUUUGAUACAACUCUCAAUUAUCUCUAUCUCUGCCUCUACCCUAUUUCAAUAUUGCCUCAUGUUAACAAAAAUGGUCACUAAUUUCAGGCAACUUUGUUUCUGGGGGGAAGGGGAGACUUUUUAGUAAUUUAUAAGAGAUACUUCACAAGAUUUUUGUUUAGAAUGUUGAUAAGAAGGUUGUAGACCACCCACAGAUGGGAGGGGUGCUAACUCCUUAUUCCCUUUUAUAUUGUCGGUCAGUAGUUUUCUUUGGGAUUUUAUAAUUCUCAAAAUCAAGAAGGCACUGGAAAAAUUAUAAAAUCAUUGAUAAACUUGUAAUCAUGGGAAUUUUUCAACUAGACUUUAAACUAACCCACCCACUGCAUUUAGAUACACUUAUCUAACCAGUAAAACAUUGCUUCUAAAUCUAAAACUGUCUCACAUAAGAUAUUGUCUCAGAUAUGUAUAAAAGGUUUGUAGCUAAUUUAACCACUGAAAUCUCUUUCAAAACCUUGGGAUUUAACUAACGUGAAAAAAUGAGUAAAUUUUCCAAACUUUCAAUUAAAUUGCAUUAGGCAUCUUGAAUAUGUUUUUGAAAUAAUUGGGUUAUAUCGCUUGAUAUUUUCUUAAAUGUUUAAGUAUGCAUGCAGUAAAAAUAAUGGUCUCUAUUCAAUGAAUGCUGAAAGACCCAAAGCUCUGUUGUAUUGGAAAUAUUCUUACUAAGCUGGUUCAUCCCUUAACCCGUAAGAGUGACUGGCUUCUAAUCUUUCUUUACAGUAUAAACCCUGAAUCACAUGUUAAGUUCAUGAGAAUAAAGGAAAUGAUCACCAAUUUAAGAAGUUCCUGAUCGUCAAACAAAUUCUCCUUGGUAGUAAUAAAAGAAAAUAUAGAGAACAGUAUGGAGGAUAUGACUGUGGUUGUACCAAUGUUAAAGUAUAAAGGGUAAAUGCGAUGUUAACAAAUAUGAGCAGUAUUUGAUUUCAUUGGUAAAUCUAAACCGCUAAUAGCACUGAAAUUGUAGGUUCCACUGCUAAAUCCUUCUUCUGAAGAAUCUGAAUUUUCCAGCAGCAGCAGUCGAAGCAGUUUUAGUCUUGAAGGACAGGUAAUGAACAGCUGCAAAUAAAACAACUCUGAACCAUUUAAAAUACUUUCUAAGAUGUCUAAACUAGUUGACAGGUUAAAUGUUCUCUUACAGUUGAAAAUUAAACAAGAUGUUACUUUCCUCAUUGCCUUUUGCAAAGAAACUUCUUAAAACUUGGCAGCCUUUCUAGAAGUUCUACCACGUAUUUAGUGUAACGUAAGAAUACGAGUAAAAUUGACACAUAAACACAGAUUUAAAGGAACACCUUGUCUAGUUUAAUUUUUUAAAAAUGUAUUUUAGUUUUUUUUAGAGUGAAUUCAUUACUGUAAACGUUACUUGCAGGACAGAAGCGAUUAGGAUUUUUUCCCAAAUCGUAGCGUGUCACUUUUAGCCAAUCAGAAGCAAGUAACGGCUUUGCUUACAUGUGCUUCCGCGUCCUUUCCCGCGCGUUUUCAUUGCCGUGUCAUAUUUGCAAAAAACUGCCUACGUUUGUUUGUUUGUAUCUUUUUUUUCUCUUCGUGUUGUUGUCGUGUAUGUGAAUAGUAACUUUUUAAUCUGUUUAAUGUAAAUUUAAUAUUUUUAGCGUUCAGGACGCAGCUGGGGAAGUAAACACAGCAGCAAAAGAUCCACUUCAGGGAUGGACGGCGACAAGAAAAAGUCGAUUCUUCCUUGGAAAGGUAAGUUUGCUUCUUAGAGAGCGAGUUUAAAUAUUUUGUCUCGUAAACUUUGUGUGGAGUUGUGUUGAUGACUGUUUCAUUGACUCAUUUCGUUUUCUGCCUUGUGUCAAUCCGCUUUGUUGUCCAAAAAUUAUCACAACAAUCACGAAAAAAAAUGUACGAUGCUUACUUUGUCGACACAUUGACUGAAUAUGGUGCAUGCUUCUGGUGUAUACUGGCUGGAUAUAGUGUGCUGAAAGUUGUAUAUGGUCAAUCUCGUAUUAAGUGUGGUAGAAAAAAAUUGUUUGAAGUCACGAGCUUUAAGAUGGUUGUUUUUUGCUUCUAAGGAAGCAACAUGACAAUAAGACAGUGUGCAAAAGUUACGAAGAACACAAGUUACUUACACACGAAAGUUCUGUCUUGUUGUCAUGUCCUUCCAAGAAAAUGAGUCGGUCCAAAUAUACAGUGUACCCUUAAACUGCUUCUUUUCUUUCGAAUUCCUUCUGAACUACCUAUCUUAAAACGUGCAGCCCUCAAGGACGGAUUUUUUUUUUCGGUAUAUGCUGAUCGGAACUUACGCGUUUGCGAGUCGUUGAAGAAAUGAAGGGCUUCCAUUAAAUAUUUUAUGGAACGGUUUAACUAAUUCCAAUUAGAUUUAGUCAAUUGGUUAGUCAGUUUAAAGGAAAAAUAUACACGAGAAGCAUACAUGAACUCAGAAUAAAAACAAGCAAACAGCUUCAAAGUCGCUAUUGAUUUUAGUUUUGCAUCCGAUUACUGAAUAAAGAGGGCGGCACUAGUUUUCCACGCAAUUUACAAAGCUAAUUUAGGUUAAACGAACAUUACUUAGGAAAGCCUCCACUUCUCAAUUGAAUUGCUCUAUGCAGAAAUAUAUUCUGGUCUUUAAACAUAAGUGUUUGUUUAGUCAAAAAUCUGGCUUUAGUGUGGCUGAUAUUGUUGGUCUUAGAAUUUCAAGUCCUUGUUGUUUCUUUAAUUGUGUUCAUGUAUACACUGUGAAGAAAACGUACUAUAAAAUACCAGUGUUACACGUUCCCCUAUAUUUUGACGUUACAUAUUUGUUUUUCUGGUAAGUUUUUUUUUUUACUAAAAUGCCCAUUUUAGUUUAAAAAAAAAAACACUCGAGCGACAGCCUUGAUAUUGGGAAUAUUCGGUGAUAUGAUGUCGUUCUUUUGAAGUAAAUCACUGAAAACCUUGGUGACGGUUUUGGUCAGAAAGCCAGAACGGUCAUAACGUUUUUGUUCUGCCGGCUCACGGAGAGAAAGAAAUAUUUACGAGCGGUUAAGCCAGAAAAUGCCCCUUGGAGCCGCCAGAGGAAUGCCCACCAAUUUUAACGCAACUUAAUUUCCGGUAGUUUGUCUUUCGUAAUGCGCGAAACUUUUUCAGUCAGAGCAGAAUAUUGUGUUGUUAUAUUAAUUUACAAAAAUAGUGCUGAUCUUUAUAUAUGAUGAUAUUAUAUGCAUUCCAAUGAAAUUUGUCGUUGGUUUAGACUACAGAUUGGCCUUUUUAGUUUCGGAUUUUAUCCAAAUUUACGUUUUGGAUUUAAAAUUUGAGUCGAAGCCCGCUAUUUUAAGGUCCAAAGAAUAGAACGGUGUAAAUGAGAAUGAACUAAAUUUAUGAUCUGCGUUAAAGCCAUUUCUUUUCUUUUUAUAGUUCGCUAAAGUCAUCAGCCCUCACAAGUGAAAAGCAUACCUUUUGUUUAACAGAACAAUCAUAAGACGUUUAUGUCUCUUUUACUGGUCGUCAAUUUGCUUAGAAAGGAUAUUGCUUUUGUUUUAUGGUACUUACUUGAUAAUAAUGCUCCUCCUUCUCUUUUGCAGGAAAACACGUCAAAAAAGGUUAGUAUUGGUUGUUCAUUUUCCUAACUAGCAUAAUUAUUUCCACUCGCAUCAACGAUCGACAGUUGUUUUACUGCUUCGAACAAAAUCAAAUCCCGGGUCAUGUCGAUCGCGCGAAUUCUGACUCGAAGACGAUAGAAAUGUUGAAGUUUCAGAUUUCUAGAAGGGCUGAAAAUCUGUACACAGGCCCUCCUAUAAGACCAUGGGACCACGAUAGUAAGUUAUGAGACCUUUGUGUAGAUUCAGUUGUGGCCCUCCUUUUUAUGAGCUGUGGAGGGCUGCCUGUCGGCCUAAGGUGAUUUUUAUUUUUAUGUGUCUCUGGAUACUUACUCAUCAAUUAUUCACAUCGAGCUUUACUAGUCGCUGUAAUAUCGAUGUACUUUUUGUUCGAUCCUUUCUUAGUUUACGGUUGUACAGUUUAUUGUAGUUGGAUAUCGCAUUGAAUGUUUGAAUUUGGUGUGACUUGCUCAUUGUUACUUGUAUCAUUUUCUCCAGGUGACAGAUCUUUUGGCAGCCAACCUGGCAGUGCUCGAAGUUCUCUCUCCUCGCUGUCGGAUUCAGUCCCACGUUUUAGUUAUUCGACAGAGGUUCGUGUUCAUAAAUCGUCUUCUUGUACAAUGUCACUCACGCUUCUUGUUUCAUUAAGUGGGCAUCCGUCACGCGUGUUUUACAUCACGCACAUGUUCACCAAAUAGUCUGCGACUGCGAUUGUUUGUCCCUGAAAUGUCGACUCUGACUUUUACGACUAGUACCUUGUUGAUUAAUGAAAAAGACAGGCGCUGAAACAAAUACAAGAUUUUUUUACUAUAUUGUAACUCAUUAGCUUUGCUGUUUAUAUUGUUGUGUUAAGUCUGGGUCUUCUGCUUUAUUCAAAUGGCAGUAACCAUGCGAAUUUUUUUAAAUACAGUAUAGCGCAAUAAAAUAUAGCGGAAAAACAUCAAGUUUUGUACUUUAAGCGAGGCAAAAACUCCUUGCCAUGGUUGGUUAUUGGAAACUUUUUCGUUAUUUUGUUUGUUAAAUAUAAACAUAUUAGUUGUCAUGUCUUGAUUUUUUUCGUCCGCGACAGAGGCCACUUCUUUUACCAUCGACGCUUACGUAUCUUGUUUAUUUCCCUAAAUUAUUAAAUUCUAUAUUUGAUUUGUGGGUAGAAAAACUACUUUUAAAUUGAAGGAGACCCCUUAAUAAUAGUUGGUAGACAUAAAACACAAGAGAGAUAUAUGUCAGAAUUAUUCACAAAGAACAAUCAGAGUGAAGAACGGAAUAGAGAAAUUUGUGCGUAUGUUUUUGGAUUACAAACCCAGAGAAACUUUGGCAAGUCUUUCGAUCAAGUUCGGAUGCAAUUAGAAAUCAUUUUUCUCUUUAUAAUGUAGGGAAUGUGACAAUUCUGUUUUUUUACAAUGGAGUACGUCUGUUAUAUCUAUUUACUUUUUCUCAACGGUAUUUCUUUCUUUUCGAUAUGCUCUGUUUCACACUUCACAUAAAAAAGUACCGGAAAUUCCUUUUUCCUAUUAAGUACACUUGACAAAUUUUCCACCAUAUACUUGUGACGUGGUAACAAGGUUAAAAGACGAAGGAAGUACUUCAAGAGGUUGAAGUGUUCGUAUACUUAACUAUUUGUGCAUACAAUAACAAUAACCGUUUUUGACGUUGUUUGUACGCAGUCUCUAAAUGUGGAUCAGAGGAGGGAAAGUGAGUCAUUCCAGUUCUGUAGAGUGAUAUUACCGGACCAUUCAUCCACCAUUCUACUUUGCAAGGAAGGUCAAACCUUACGCCAAGCCCUAAUGCAACUGUGCGAAAGAAGACACCUCUCACUUGUCGCAAAUGAAGUGUUUCUUGGCGGCGGAGAUAAGGUAUCUUUUUUUCUUUGGGCUUUGACAUGUUUGCUCCACUUGUUUUGCGCAAGGUGUCCUCAGUAUUGAUCGACUUUGGUUGUGACCGUAAAAGUGUUGUGUUAAUCCUCUCUUGUAUUAUAUAAAAGAGAUGCAUCUUUCCGGUAGAGAUAAGAUAUCGUCCUCACCCUGACCUUCAGGGUUUUUUAUUUGUUAUCAAAAAAAAUGCGCUUUAAAUAAGUAUUGAUCGAGUGUUUUGGUGACCUUGCAAGUGUCCUGUUUCGUUGUCUAUUUAACAAAUAGAUCGUAUGUUGCCGUGUGCAUUUUCAGUAACAGAUGACGGAUGACGUUAAAAUGUUGUAAGAAGAAAAUCACCGAUGCUUUUUCCACAUUUCGACGUCCUUUGUGAUCUAUUACUCUACAGACCCAUGGCAACAUGGAAUCGAUUUGUUUUGAAUGAUAAAAACGCAAAAUGUUGUUGAUAGCGACGUCACCCAUGCGUCUGUCCUCAAAUAGAUCAAGAGUAAGAACCAAAGAAAUGCGAGUAAGAUUCAGCUUAUCAUAUGGCGUCACAAGUGAGAACCAAUGAAAAUGCGUGUACGAUUUAGCUCAGUAUAUGACGUCAAGAGUAAAAACCAAUGAAAAAAUGCGUGUAGGAUUCAGCUUAUCAUAUGACGUCACGCGUAAGAACCAAUGAAAAUGCGUGUAGGAUUCAGUUUAUCAUAUGAAGAUUGUUCCUCGAAAGACCCACCUCAAAAGUGUGGUUGAGAUUUAAGCCAUUUUGGGUGGCAGUUAAUGAUUUUGAACGGACAAUCGAAAUCUCAUAGAUGAAGCCUCCAGCAACAACAUUACCUUGGUUCAAUUUGAGUCGUGCUUAUCCGGAAGAGGAAUAGUACUUCAUGAGUUAUCUCUUAUUUCUUGGGUAUGACGGAAUGUUUGGGUGAUAAAUAAGAGGUAAAUCCCCGCCUAAAUAGGAAGUACUCGAGAACAGGAAGCACAACUCGUUUUUCACAAUCUUUCUGUGUUUGUAGCUUGUCCUUCUAGAGGAACUGGAUGAGGACAUGUCUAUCAUGGGUGGCAGAGAGGUGGUCCUGAUAUAUAGAACGCUUUUCAGGUAAGCUUGACACAGGAAUGUGAUUACAAUAUAAAUACAUUAUCUAACAGGCUGGUUACAAGAGAAGACGGACUUAUGAGCUUUUUGGUGGUAUUUUGAUAGAAUACUAAAUCGUCUUUAUGUAGCAUCUGUACGGGAGAAUUACCAAUAUGGUAGGGAUCGUUGUUGUAUGGGCCAUUUUCAAAAUGAGACCAAGUUCAAAGCCUUUCUUGUUUAAAUUAGAUUUAGGUGCUGGAGAAUAAAUAAUCGCUACUUGCUUCGCACUCACACCUUCUUUUAAAACAGAGGCCCUGAACAUCUCGCAAAUGGCCUUUAGCGUAACCUGAAAAUUAAUGCAUUCUAUUUCGACCAGCUUUUCUCAGUGCUGUUCUUAUGGCUAGAACUAGGGACCACGUACGUUUGCAUUAGAGAACAUACACCCAAAAGAAAGGAAACAGCAACUCGCCGAAUCCCGUCUAACCAUGUGUGUUGUCUCUGUGUAUUGCCUCACUUGGCUUUUAAUAUCGUGCGUUGUAGGUUGGAACUCCCGGAUGGUGAGAUCCUGUGCGUCAAGGUCAAACCCGAUCAGAGCGUGAAAGCUUGUUUGGAGCCCAUUCUCUAUCGUCAAGGAUUGUCUCCUAAUCAUGUGAUCACUCAUUUGGUGCGUUGCUUUCAUGUCGCUUUUGUUGGGCAUUGUUGAUAACAAAAACCCCUGUUUAACGUUUGUUAAAAAAAAAUCUUGGUGGUAAAUGCAUGUAAAGAAACAAAACACCGCCUCUCACAUAUGAAAACAAAGGACAUUCUUUACCGUGUCAGAUCUUUCUACGAGAUCCUUUAGAGAAAUUUUCAGUGAAGGGUCGAAAGAAACCCAGGAUGGUAUUUCUUUUUUGCGCUUUCCAACGUUGUGUGAUAAAAAAAGAUUCACGCCAUCUUCGUAACUAAUCAGGUGCAGAACUUAAGACUUGGUUAUGCGCGUUUUCCCGCGCUUUAGGCAGUUUGCCUGUCUUACUCUGAGUUUUCUUUCGCUCCUUGGGAUUACUUUAGUUUGGUUUUCGCUUUUCAACGCUACUCAGUGGAAAAGUGCUCGAAGCUUUCUCUCAUGCUCACUUUUCCCUAUAUACAGGCGGGAUGCGAAGUGCCUUUGGACCCUGGUAUCCCAGCAGCCUCUAUUGAGCAUCAACUCGUAGUUGUGGAAACCGAGGAACGGCUUACAGGUAGAGACUACUGUUCAAGGUUCUUCUGUUUUGUAGUCCUCUUUUGUUGGCUCCGUAAUUGGAGAAAGUAACAAUUUUCCUUUAAUGCAAAGGUGUAAAUACAUUAUUGCAGUUAUCGGUGUGCUAUUUAUAAAACCUGUUUGUUUAUUUUGAGUAUUUAGCGUGAUCUUAAUGGCAGAACUUCGAAUUGGUAAAACUGGGAGGUGAUAAGAUUUCAAGAGACGAAUCGAGAGAUGGUCGUGUCGUAAUCCUUGAAAAGUGCCUAAUACUUACAUAAACCGAAAUAGGUUAUCCUAUCUGCGUCCACCCGAAAUUCUGUAAAAUCUCAUUUAUAGGCCGCCUUCGUUUCAAAGGCCUUCUCUUUGGUUAUGUGCCGCCGAUAUUUUCAUUUCCGAAAAAUGCUCUCGAGUCUCCGUUUAUGAACCACCUUCGCCAGAAAGGCCUUCCCAAUGCCCAUCUUUUUUAUUCUGAAAAUUUCUCUCGGGUUAUAAGAUACGCUCAUAUUUAAUCCGCUCAUACUUAAAAGUUGUUCGCCGUCGAAGGUAACUUAAAUGGACUGUAUGUGAAAAACAAAACUUUCAAAAUCUUUUUAUUAUUAAUAGUAUCAGACAAAUUGUCGUCCUUGAUUAUGCUAGUUGGUAUAUUUAGAUUUAGAACUUAUCAUUUCAAGUUUAGACUAACUUUUGUUGUUAAACCUGGCCGUCGGAUAUCGAUUUGACGAGCUUCAGUUUCCUAAGUUUCUCUACCCAAACUAACAAACGUCAUCCAUAUUAUAUAUAUUGGACUUAACAUCUGCUAGUUUUGAAGGUGCAUGUUAUUUGAGAACGCGUUCGCUAAACACUUCCGCAGAUGAACUUCGUUGUUUUUCAUCUCUUGGCGCACCCUCUGGGUGGUUUUUGGCACAAUCAAAUUUUCUUUUGUUUGCCAGCUGCUUAUCUCUCACCUACCUGUAAAGCUAACCAAAUCUGUAAGACGCCUUAAACAGAUCUGACGUGUUUGUCUGCGAAUGUUUCGCGACUCGGUUUUUGUUUUGUGUUCCUUCUCUGCGGAUUCUUGAAUAGAAAACAAAGGAGAUAGAUUGAGAUCAACUUCUCCAGCCUCUGGUGUUUAGGGGGAAUUUUCCAAAUUCCUACCGAUGUUGAAAUUUGCGGUAAAUGGUAAGUUGUACACAUCGACAUUGUUUUGUGGGUUUCUUAGUUUUAUUGUUGUCGAUCAAAGUUUCUCAGUACAACGCGGGACUCUUUCCCAGGAAAAUAUUUAAAGCAAAAUGUGAUUGUUUUUUCAUGGCUUCCUUCACCUUUGUGCGCUGCCGGUACUGUAUUGUCGAGUUUUCUUCGGUCAGAAUUGAUCAAUUGGAUUUUUCCUUUUUUGUGAAUGGUUUGCACUCAAAAGAAGUCUGAUAAGGAUUAUACACUUUCUCGUAUUGCAUUGACGUGUUUAUUAAAUUAUGUCCUACACGUUUUUAUAAAGAAAGACUGCGAUAACUCUAAAAUUCUCCGAAAUAUUUAUUUAAUUUACAUGUGUGUCAGACUGUUGAGUGUGAAUGAAGCAGGUGGCUAUAUUUAUUGUUCGUCUCUAGUAACCGUAAAAUUAACUGUUUCUUCGCACGAGGCAAAUUUUUAUUUUGCGAAAUACUACUGCAUGUAGACUAUUAACGUUAAACUCCUCUAUCUUUUUUUCCUUGGCUAUGUAAGGAAUCGAUGUCCUUAAAAAAAAGCCUCCUAGAAAGCUAAAAGUUCUUCUCCGGAUUUAGUUUCAUAUCUUGUUCCUAGUUUCCGCUUACAAACAAAGCUAGCAAUGUGAUGCAGCCUUUCUUGUAUCAUAACAGUUCGUUCAUUUAUCGAAAACUUUCCCUUCACAUAUGGUGACAUAGAUCCUUUUUUGAAAACAAUGUUUACCUUAACUUCGGCCGGAGUCGUUUCAGUCAUUAACUUGUUUGUCGAUGUGGGUGACGAGAUGAAAAAUAACAUUUGAAAUGCAGACAUAUAAACGGUGUUCAUCGAUUUUUCGCUUCUGAAACGAAAUCCUUCUUACACAUUUAUCUACUGUCAGGUAAUUGAAUCUCCUAUGAUAGCCUAUACAUAUCAUUCUGUACCAUUAUGACCUCUGGAUGUCGGCGCGGCAAACUAAAAUAGGAUUCGUUAAUUAGGAAUUGUUUCUCACGAACAAAAACACAGCAGGUACUAAACUGAAGGAACACAGCUGUUAUAACCUUGACCGUCACAAUUAUGCCUCAGAUCCAGCUACCCAAAGAAUAUUAAAAACAGACUAAGAAGACUGAAACCACGAGGGUGAACACCACUGUUACAGUCAUCUUGUUCAAACUGAACCGCAUGAAGAUUUUAUUUAAUAGCUUUCUUUUCGAUGGUUACAUAUAAACAAGGGUUCUUUCUGAGAACUAUUGCUUACAGCGAAAUGGAAAGCACUCCUUUAAUAGUGCGUAGUAUCUGUUAUGUUAACUCUUUAACUUCCAACAUCAUGAUUAAAAUUCUCCUUACUGUCUGCAGUACCUUUUGUUUUAAUUUGGUUUUGAGAAUUUGAUGUUGGAUCUAAUGGAAAAAUCCUUUAGUUAAUAUUCUAUAUUCUCAACACUUUUUUGCUCGGCAUUGUGUUGAUACUGUUAGGAGAAAUUAUGUCUUGGUCACUCUUGGGAUUGGAAAGGGUUGAUGUCUAGAAGGCACGGUUUUACAUUAGCGAACAAUCCUUGGUUUUAUUGCCAUCGAGGAUCAAAGAGAGCCUUCGCUCAGGUUUUCAAAGCGAGACUCGGGGUAACAAUCCCUUUUCGAAGGUUCUUCAAGAACAGCUGCGUGAAUUCUCGGUUUCAAACCAUUUAUAUGGUUGGAGACUCGACAACUUUUUCAAGAAAUUUAGUUUUCUUACUGUUUAAUGUUUUGUUUGUUUGUUUGUUUUUUCGGCACAGGAAAUAUCAACGCUCAGUCUCCCCCUCGUCAAGUUCUUUCCACGCGCCCCCCGCGGCGGGAAAACAAAAGGAACACGUUUGACGAUCUCGCUUUUGAAGAGGUCAUGCGCGGUAAGAGACAAGCUCUUGGCGACGGACACUUUGACCAACUGGGAGUCUGGGUUCCUGAGUCUUCACCGAGCGAGGAUUCAUUGAAGGAGGAGCUGUACCGUGGAGAUGGAAGCUUUGGAAAGAGUUUAUUGAAGGCCCAAGGAUUAUUUGCAAGAAAGCGAAGAGAAGGCAGCGAACAGGAAAAGAUUGCAACAGUUGUUAGUAAAAGUGGCCGCUUCGGAAACGAAAAAACCUCUGAUGUGAAAGGUAUACAUGCUUGUUUAGCUCUGAUCCAUAGACGCCGCCAAUAAUUCAUAUGAGGGAAUUUCAGUUAUUGGAUAGGACUUACUUACAUGCCACGCCUAAACGUUUAUUAAUUUGUUUUUCCUACUGGUCGAAGCAAACAACGGUACAUUCAUUCAGUCAGUGGAGGCAUACAAUAUACAGUGAAAGCUUUGAUCAGCAGACACUUGCGGGACCCAUCCUGGUGUCAGCUUGAAAAUAGGGUCUGCUUAGUGCUGAUUUUAUUGUUGUUAAUAUUGUGAGACUUUUUUUAACAUUUAUUUCUUGCUCGGCUUAGUUAUAACUCUGACAGGUUUCAUAAGACCAGUCAGGGUUAGAACCCAGCUGAGAAGGAGUACUUUGAACGGAAAAACGUGUCCAUCCUCUCUCGGUAUGUUGUUCUUCGGAAGCUACAACAAAAUCUUUUUUGAACAUGUGUAAAAUUAUAGAUAACGAACUACCUUGUAGUCACUUUGAUCCACAGCGACUUGUUCUUCAUUUGCGAAUAUGAUGUGCGACAAUUGCGUUCCACUGAGAAUAACCUUCCUAGCAAGUAUAAGCUUAGUCUUACCUAGCCAGAGUUUUUUCUAUCUAAAACCUCUUUUUGCUGAUUGAGGUCAAUUCGCAAAAACGAAAACUUGCAAAUUUUCCAUGUUACAAGGUGACUUGUUCACCACCCUCUGGUGUUUGUAAGCUUUCCUUUUACGCCAGGUGCAACCAAGCACUUUGAUAUUGCAUUCUGAUUCGCUAUUUGAAUGCUAAAACACUUGAAUUUUCUUUUGUUUUUUUACCACCAACCUGUCACAUUUUCUCUCUGCGUCAGUGUUGCCAUAGUUUUCCGGAAGGUUUAUUUAAUUUGCAUUGUUACUUGGAAGGGUCGGUCAAACCGCUGCUUGUUUAUGUGAACUUUUUAUUCGGCAAAGGCAAGCUAAUUUAUUUUUGCAAUUUUUAAUGGUAGUGUACUUCUAAGUCUACUUGCUUUGCGCAGUUUGUGGAAUAUCACUCGAGGGAAACGGUGUCGUCCUUUUUCCUUCUGUUUACCUCGAUAAACGUUCAUUGUUAGCACGCGCAUUCUCUUCUCGAAUUGUCACAAAUGUGUUGAAGAUAAGGAUUGCGGUCGCGAUUGUAAGCUUUUUAGCAAAUAACUGCUACUAAGUUUCUUUUACUUCAAAUACACCACGUAGGCGAUUGGCUUUGAUCUCAAAGAUGUGUUAAUGCGAUUUACUUCGCAGUUUCAGUGUCAAAGCAGCAAAUUUAUUUCGCUUGUUUUCAUUAACCUGCUGUGCACCGUUUCAGGCAAGUUUUCAUUUUUUUUUUUGUUUUUUUUUCCUCUGCAGACUUCUUCGACCUCAUCAGCCGUGCUCAGGCAAACAGAAUGGAUGAUCAGAGAGGCGAACUAAAGGGAAACUUAGAGUUGCCAGAUUUUCUCAAAAUUCCAGCCAGCAAUAAGUCAGCUCAAGGAAAUGAGAAUUUUAAGGUACCUCAUCCUCCUCACGCAUUCAGAACUUCAGAGAGGAACGUAACGAAGCCUGUCUUGAAGAAAACACUAUCGACACCAAUCGAUCGUCCUGUAGAGAAAAUGGAUUUGAUGCAAGAGCUAGCUGCAAAGUUAUCCAAGAAAACGGAACCAACCAAGAAGAACCCAUCGCCGAGAGUUGAUCAGCAAACUGAACCGAACGAAAUUCUUCUAGACUUCAAUUUUAACUCGAGACCGCAACCGCAGCAGGCACAGAAUUCCCAGUUAGCUGUUAACUCAGAGGAGAAACAAAAACGCACACCGAGACCCAGAUCGUGUACAGAUGCUAAUGUGUACGCGAUGGAGGCUACUCCGCACGGGAUACGAGUUGAAACGAGCAAUCGCCCACAACCUGUCGCUGACGCGGAACCUCGGAAGAACGUUGCUCAUGUUCACCCGUCAAUACGGCCACAAGCAUCGCAACCUGUCACUGUAAAUAGCUUGCGUGGAAUGCAUUACGCUACAAAUCCACGGCGCAAUACUGUGGAUCAAAUUAUGCAUAUUCCCUCUACAGGAAGCGUCAAACCGCAUGCAGUUGGAAGGGUUUCAUCUAAAUCCUCACAGAAUAUCAGAGACAUAUCACCUGCAAUCUACGAUGUGAGACCGGAUCCGAAUCACGAAGGGACAUUGUUGAAAGGGUAUGAUAAUUCGGUGAAAUAUUCAAGUAUCCCCGUAGAUGUCCCUCAACGAAAACUUUUCUCGGCAUACAGUUUGCCCGAGGUGAACUCCCAGAGAGCUGAGGUACACAUUCCAUCUGAAGGAGGCCCCCCUCCAGUUCCUCGGAGGACAGUUUCUAGUAUGGACCGCCGACCCCGACCUAAACCUAUUCACAACCCUAAGGAACUUUUAGCAGGACUUGAAAACACACCGGUGUCGUCGACUGAAAGAGUAGAAUCACCACCGAACCCUGAUAGUUCAAGAGUUGCAAGCCCUCCCCCUCCCCCUCCUACCCCACCCUCGGGCUCAAUGUAUGACCUUCAAAUAGCCGAUUUCUCUCCGCCUCCUUCGAUUUGUGCUUCACCAGAGAAAACCUCUCGCUCGCCCGAGGAUCGAGACACUAAAAGAUCCUCGCUGAUAUCAGACUCCCAAAAUAACACUCCACCAACCAGAGCUAACAGUGCAAGUUUUGCUGGGACCGUAGCGUAUGUUGACAUGCCAGGGAAAGAUUCCCAGAGACCUUUGAACUACAUUAAACAGCCGAUCACGCCGAAUGUUAGAGUAAGCAGUUUGAACUCGUCCAAUUUGACAAAUUUAUCCCAACGCGUGCUAAGUGAGGACCGUCUGGAUGCAACCACACAGGCGUCCACUCUAGGUUCUGUGACGCCAACUGUUUCGAACUUAAACAAAACGAUUACGCCAUCUUCGGUAAACGAUAGGACUCUUGUCGAGGAAUCACUAUCGGAAAAUGUGACUCCGCAUGCGGGUCAAAGACCGUCAAUGGAAAGUGCAUCUAAACGGCUGAUAACCAACUCGGGAAGCGUGCCAAGAAGUAAAAGCACAGAUCAGGAGAAACGUAGAAGUCGACAGGAUAGCGAUAUUCCUAAGCUAGACCCUUACGUCACUUACGAAAAGGAAGACUUGCGAAUAACAUUCGUGUGA